Messenger RNA from Exophiala xenobiotica, 2223 nucleotides. RefSeq lists its product as uncharacterized. Lineage: Eukaryota; Fungi; Ascomycota; Eurotiomycetes; Chaetothyriales; Herpotrichiellaceae. The transcript has 2 exons. Gene Ontology annotation, molecular function: hydrolase activity. Bases 289 to 1440 code for a protein of 383 amino acids. The record is from RefSeq and is a predicted model, not a curated record.
CAUCUCAUCGGACUUUGGACCCAAUCAUUGUCGUUGCGGGCCUGUCGCUUCUAUCCUCGCCACCAAUCAGUCCGAGCCCACUGAAGCACACGAGGUGUCCCUCAUCCGGCUGCAGCGGGCUGCGCAAAGCCUGGACUUUUCCCUUUUACAUACUCAGCUCCUUUCUUUGCAAUGCGCUCACUAUGGCCCGCCUUCCUUUACCUCUCUGACAUGGACUGAUCAACAUCCUGGUCGCUCUUCGCAUCUCGUGAGGACGGGCGCUCGGGUCCUGCAACUGGAGCCAUCAAGAUGAAUCCUCACGAUGUCCAGAUGCAUGACAUCGCCCACGAUCGCCCCCAAACCUCCAUAUCCCCGCCUUCGCGAAACCCUCUCCAUCCCUCGGUCGUAGAACAACUCGAUCCUGCCUUUGUCAAAUUAUACAAUACAUAUAUCGCCAAUGGCCCCCCCAUGUCCACAGACCUAAAUGUCGUCCGUCAGAACUUCUCGGCGUUAUAUUCCUACGCGAGUGCCCCAGCGACCGGCGUCGGUGGUAUUGGAGAGACUCAAGUACCAGGAUGGGACAAAUACCCAGGAGAUGUCAACGUGCGAGUCUAUGUACCGCCUGGGGAAGAGCCCGGACAGCGCAAGGUAUGGCCUGUGCACUUUAAUUUUCAUGGUGGAGGCUGGGCUGUUGGUGAUCUGGAAACCGAUGCCCAUAUUUGCCAUCAUAUAUGCGCUUCUGUCCCAUGCUGUGUUAUCGAUAUCGAGUAUCGCUUGAUCCCCGAGUAUCCUUUCCCGGUCGGCAUAAUGGACGGUAUGUCCGCCGUUGCGCAUAUCCUUGGGAACCACAAGACAUUCUCAAUCGACCCUGACAACAUAACCCUUGGUGGACAGUCGUCUGGAGCUACGAUAGCUCUGAUACUCAACCACCUCUACCGAGAUGCCGGAUUUGGUGACAAAGUCAAGGGCGUUAUCGUUGGAACGCCGACCAUCAGUGAUGUGAGGAAAUACGCCACGCCAGAGAUGAGCCCCUGGCCUAGUAUGCGAGAGGCUGAAUUCGCGCCCCUACUCAAUUGGGAGAAACUGAAGUGGUUCGACACUUUCAAAUGGAUAUCCUUGUCAAGUCAGCACCAGACAAAGCCGAAGGAACAGAAGCGAGAUAUUUCGUGGUUCGCCGAUGCUAUGAACGCGCCGAACUUCAGGAAUCUGGCUCCUUUGACUUAUCUUGCUACGGCAGAAGUCGAUCCCCUACGCGACGAAGCUGAAGCAUAUGCGAAAAAGAUCGAAGAGGGAGGCAAUCAAGUCACUGUGAGGAGAUUCAAAGGUGUACCGCAUCACUUCAUGCAUAUGGAUCGACUGCUUUUCCAAGGGCGAGAAUAUGUCCAGGAUGUCAUUGCGCAUAUUCGACAGUGCUUGUAUCCUCCUCCUCCGCCACCGACUACCACUCCACCUUCGACCUGAGGCAUGAAAGACGCAUUGAGAAAGCUUGAGUGCAUGCUGAAUGCAUGAUACGACUCCGCGACUUUUGAGGGCAAUGGACAACAUCAAAGUCUUAUUGAGAUGGUUUCUUCCUGAGACGGCCCCAAGCAAUCCGACCGAAGGAUUUCUGGGUGCGUCAGAGGCAUGCAUAUGUACCCUUGCGCAACCUCGCUGAGGCCUAGGAACGCCGAGGCCACUACAGUAAUAAAUUCGGAGUCAGCGAUCGUGCGGCUCCCCGCCACGAUGCGGGAUUGAGGUUUAACCCUGGAUGCUAACGAUACCUGCUUGUGGCGAUCACGACGUGUUUGCUGCACGGUACAGUCUUCUCGCAAGCUCAAGGUGGCACGUUCGGGAAGAGCGCACUAAGCCGAAGCAAGGAGCAACCUAGGAAGGUCUGGUGUACCGUGAAGAAGGUGCUCUACGACAUACCGCAUACUCCAUCACGGGAGUCAGACUAUACUUCUGCGAUCUUCUCGUUUCCAAGUGUAAAUAUGUUGACGCGGUACGCCAUUUCAAAAUUGGUCAUGGUACAGGUAUGGGUUUGCCAUCUGAGUCGAUCAUAUAUCUUCGAGAAGAACCAGGCAUUGCUAGAGUCCUUGCAGGUUCUGGAAUGCCGUAAAGUGAGAAACCAAGCAAGUGGUGGAUGGCGACGGUUUUGUUAGGUUGGAUUCCGAUUCGACUUAUUUUGUUGAGUACUGUACGUUUGAGCUUGGGGGCUUCGAAUUCAUUCUGGACGUAUGCUUAGAGAUAUGACUCGUCCUCCUG